Messenger RNA from Gavialis gangeticus (Gharial), 1272 nucleotides. Its product is annotated as acid-sensing ion channel 2-like. The transcript has 3 exons. Gene Ontology annotation, biological process: sodium ion transmembrane transport. Bases 198 to 824 code for a protein of 208 amino acids. The record is from RefSeq and is a predicted model, not a curated record. Gene Ontology annotation, cellular component: membrane. Gene Ontology annotation, molecular function: ligand-gated sodium channel activity. Lineage: Eukaryota; Metazoa; Chordata; Crocodylia; Gavialidae.
AUGGAUUUUAUAUAAAUAUUUACCCAUGCUAGGCUCCUGCUGAGCACAUAGGAUAAACUCACAGCAGCUGGCCUGAUCUGCUCUUCCUCUCUCCUCUCUCUCUUUCCCCAUCGAUACAGGUAUUUGAGAGGGAUCCUGUUCUGUCUGUCUGGAGACUGACCCAAAAAACAUUGCCAGGAUUUUAGCAAACUAGUCUGAUGGAUCUUAAGGACAGCGCCAGCGAGGGCAGCAUGGAGAGCAUGGAGCCCUCCAGUAUCCAGAUUUUUGCCAACACCUCUACCCUCCAUGGGAUUCGGCACAUAUUUGUUUAUGGGCCAGUGACCAUAAGGCGUUUGCUGUGGACCGUGGCCUUUGUGGGCUCACUGGGUCUCCUCUUGCUGGAGAGCUCAGAUCGGGUAGCUUUCUACUUCUCUUACCAGCAUGUCACCAAAGUGGAUGAAGUAGUGGCCAAAAGCCUGGUUUUCCCUGCGGUCACCAUCUGUAACCUAAACGAGUUUCGUUUCUCCAGACUCACAACCAACGACCUAUACCAUGCUGGGGAGCUCCUGGCUUUGCUUGAUGUUAAUCUUCAGAUUCCUAAUCCCCACCUGGCAGAUCCAGCUGUCCUGGCAGUUUUACAGGAAAAGACCAACUUUAAGAAAUAUGAUCCGAAAAAUUUCAACAUGCAGGAGUUCUUUGCGCGUGUGGGGCACGAUCUGAAGGAUAUGAUGCUGUACUGCAAGUUCAGAGGUCAGGAGUGUACUCAUAAGGACUUCAAAACUGUCCAUCUAGAGCACCUUUUGCUCCAGGCGAGAACAGCCACACACCCCCUCAACAAAUGCUAGCACCAAUAGGCAAACCAUCUCUUCACUUCCUUCUGAAGGUUCAGCUGUCCUGAAGCUUGAGGUCCAUAAGUGAGGUCCUGACACCCAAUGAGGAGACGAAAGACAGAGAGUGCCUGCUGCAGCUUGAUGGGAGUAACAGAGUAACAUCACCACAGCUACAUUCUGUGGCCAUGCAGGGAGGAGAAGCAUUCAGCCAGCUACCUGCUACCUUCCGAGGGCUUAGACCCAUCCCUCUACAAAGGGCAUGUCAGUAUGGGUGGCUCUGUUGUGGGUAGGCCGCAGAAUAAACCUGCCUCUGCACUCUCAUCACCUUUGAGAAAAUUCAUUCGGUCUCCUGACUACUCCCCAGGAAGACAACAUUGGGUGGAAGCGUGUCAGAGAGGAGAGGACUCAGAAGAGACUGGCUGUGAGGAGAAGAGAAGACUUCACAUGGCCAUGUUCACCAGGA